AUGAACCUUAAGGAGCAAUUGACUGGAAUAUUGCUCUUGGCAAGGUCAAGUAAUCCUCUAAAAUGCAGAAAGGAAGAAAUUCGUGUCUAUGUCCCUGUAAUUCGGAUUUCCCUUGCUGUUCUAGGAGUUCUGAUAUCUGUAAUUGCUGGAGUUUAUGUUCGUAGAAAUCAGGUAUGCGCUUAUAAGCAGAUAUUGCGAUUUAGAAAUGUUGAAUUUCUUGAGAAUGUGCCUCCAAGGGCCUUUACUUUUGCUGAGUUGGAGCAAGCAACAAAUGAAUUCAGAGAAGUGUUGGGCAGAGGAGCAUUUGGGGCUGUGUGCAAAGGGAUUUUGCCAGAUUCUGAGAUGGUUGGGGCUGUGAAGAAACUUGAGAAAGUAUUAGCAGAAAGGGAGAAGGAGUUUCAGAAUGAAAUCAAGUUGAUUGGGAAAACACAUCACCGCAAUCUCAUGUCCUUCUCAAACCACAGAACCAUCCGAUUUGCGACGAAAGAACUAAAAUUGCCCGCGACAUUGCAAGAGGUAUUCUUUACUUACAUGAAGAAUGUGGGACACAAAAUCAUCCAUUGUGACAUCAAACCUCGGAAUAUACUCAUGGAUGAAAACAGAUGUGCCAAGAUUUCCGAUUUUGGGCUUGCAAAGCUAUUAACGUAUGAUCAAACCGGAACUUACACAAACUUUAGAGGAACUAAAGGCUAUGUUGCGCAGGAAAAUGCCUGUGACAGUCAAAGCAGACGUUUACAGCUGUGGAAUUGGGCUGUUGGAGAUCAUAUGCUGCUGAAAAAGUCUAGACCGGAGCUUUUCUGA
Messenger RNA from Coffea arabica (coffee), 801 nucleotides. Lineage: Eukaryota; Viridiplantae; Streptophyta; Magnoliopsida; Gentianales; Rubiaceae. The record is from RefSeq and is a predicted model, not a curated record.